Molecule: messenger RNA, 1947 nt
Organism: Rhizopus microsporus ATCC 52813
Lineage: Eukaryota; Fungi; Mucoromycota; Mucoromycetes; Mucorales; Rhizopodaceae
Product: HCP-like protein
Exons: 2
Coding region: 1-1947 (648 amino acids)
Molecular function (GO): protein binding
Source: RefSeq, a predicted model, not a curated record
AUGAAUCAAUUACUACAAAAAAGUAUUAUAGAUCAUGACAUGUGUCCACAGGAACUAUUUGAGAUGGGAGAAAAAUAUUUAUUUGGUCGCUCGCAUAAAAAUAUGGAUCACUCCUUUGCCGUCUAUUGUCUUCAUAAAGCUUCUUCCAUGAACCACUCAGGUGCCCAUGCCGUCCUUGGUUACUGUCAUGAGUUCGGCUUAGGUUUCCCAAUCGAUUUUCAGCAAGCAGAGAAACAUUAUGUCUUAUCAAUCAAAGCCGCCUUGACCUCAGAGGAUGACAAGGAUGAGAAAAUCGAUCAAAUGGAACUAAGUGAUGCCACACUCAUGGCCGUCGCACGAUUGGCUUUCCUUCGCAAAUACGGUCGUCCCGGCGUUCAAAUUAACAGAGUAGAGGCCGAAUAUUGGGAAUCAAAGAUAAAUGCUCGUGGUUCUGAUGCGAUCAGGUGGAUACGACGUGCGGCACAAGAAGAUCAUUGCUCAUCUGCUCAAUACUGUUUGGGUACUUGCUACUAUGACGGUGUCGGUGUCUCAAAAAACGAGAGAGAAGCAUUCAAGUGGUACGAACUAAGUGCAAAACAAGGCAACCCUCGUGGACAAAGCAUCCUUGGUUACUGCUACGGUGAAGGCUUUGGUGUUGAAAAAAACGAAGCACUUGCUGUUGAGUGGUACAGGCUGGCAGCUGCUCAAGGAGAAACUGCAGCCGCUUACAACAUUGGCUACUGCUACGAAGACGGCAUUGGCGUGCCCAAAAAUCAUGUAGAGGCUGUCAAGUGGUAUAGGCUUGCUGCAGAACAAGGAAACGCAUUUGCUCAAAACUCAUUAGGAUACUGUUAUGAAGACGGCAUUGGUAUAACUCAGGACAAGACCAAGGCUAUCUAUUGGUAUCGACUAUCGGCAGAGCAAGGCUAUGUAUGGGCUCAGUGCAACCUUGGUUAUUGCUAUCAAAAUGGCAUUGGCAUCGAAAAGGAUGUCGUCAAGGGCGCAUAUUGGUAUAGUCAGGCGGCUAUGCAAGAUCAUGCAAGAGCGCAGCAUAAUCUUGGAUUCUGUUACCAAAAUGGCAUAGGUGUUGACAAGGAUCUGGUCAUGGCUGUGUACUGGUACAAGAAAGCUGCAGAUCAAGGAAAUAUUUUUGCUUAUCACUCACUUGGUUACUGCUAUCAGAACGGUCUUGGCGUUGAAGUUGAUCAAAAGAAAUCGUUUUACUGGUACAUGCGUAGUGCCGAAAAUAAUCAUGCACCUGCUCAACUUUCUUUGGGCUUCUGUUACCGUAAUGGCAUCGGUGUUGACAAGAACGAGCAUGAGGCCGUCAAAUGGUUCCGUCGAGCUGCUAUCCAAGACAAUCCUCUGGCUCAGAACUCUCUUGGCUUCUGCUAUGAGGAGGGCAUUGGAGUUGAAAAGGACGAUAAAAUGGCAGCAUACUGGUACCUCAAGGCUGCCAAGCAAAAUAACCCUUGGGCUCAAUGUAAUUUGGGAUUUUGCUAUGCUAAUGGUAUCGGUGUACCCGAAAAUCAGACAAGAGCUGUGUAUUGGUAUCAUAAAGCGGCACAACAGAAUCAUGCAAGAGCACAAGAUAAGCUUGGAGUCCAUCUUCAAGCAGGCAUCGGAUGUCGUCAAAACCUUGCUUUGGCCGUGCGUUAUUUCCGUCUCGCAGCUCAACAAGGUCAGGUGGCAGCUCAGUAUCAUUUGGCCAUGUGCUAUGAAAAAGGAUUAGGAGUCGAAAAAAACUUACACGAGGCCCUAGUCUGGUUUGAAUGUGCCUCCUUGGCUGGAUGCAGAAAUUCCUAUCAGCAUCUUGUUCAGCUCUUACUUUGUUACUGCCUUGAACAUGCCUCGAUUAUUCAGAGAGCAGCUGAAAAUAGUUCAUCAUCUAAUCUUUUGAGCUGGUCCAGCAAGAGAAAUGCAUAUCCACUGCGCUGGAUUUCUGGCUAUGCUGCUCCAGCUGCUUAG